AUGACCAACAAGAACCCCAUCCGUCUGCCGCCUUUGCGCGUGCUGCGCGUCCGCCAGCCUAACCGCGCCGAGCCGAACCCGUGCCUGACCAUAAUGUCAUCCGUUUUGGCUUGCUGGGCGUCCGCUGGCUACCAAGGCCGGGGCUGCACGACGGUUGAGCAGGCCCUGCGCGCAUGCAUGGAUGCCCCGCCGGCGCCGGCCAAGGGCUCCAGAACCAUCAACUACCACCUCGCUCGUUUCUCGAAGAGGUUGAUCGCCCAGGGCAAGAAGAAAUAA
This is a messenger RNA of Parathielavia appendiculata, 276 nucleotides long. RefSeq names its product mitochondrial ribosomal protein 10. NCBI's taxonomy places the organism in Eukaryota, Fungi, Ascomycota, Sordariomycetes, Sordariales, Chaetomiaceae. The transcript has 2 exons. The record is from RefSeq and is a predicted model, not a curated record. The coding region runs from base 1 to 276 and encodes 91 amino acids. Gene Ontology annotation, molecular function: structural constituent of ribosome. Gene Ontology annotation, cellular component: mitochondrial small ribosomal subunit. Gene Ontology annotation, biological process: mitochondrial translation.